Molecule: messenger RNA, 1179 nt
Organism: Euleptes europaea (tarantolino)
Lineage: Eukaryota; Metazoa; Chordata; Lepidosauria; Squamata; Sphaerodactylidae
Gene: VASH1
Product: vasohibin 1
Exons: 7
Coding region: 42-1112 (356 amino acids)
Biological process (GO): regulation of angiogenesis
Cellular component (GO): cytoplasm
Source: RefSeq, a predicted model, not a curated record
GCCAGGCAGGGCCUUGCUGUAAGCAAGAGAAGGUCAGAUUGAUGGAUGCUGGGAUGUCGAGCAGCCGAGAGGAUGGCGGCGGCAGCGGCUCUGCUGUGGUCAGGAGGUCGGAGGCGAGGGAAGGGGUUGCGCAGAGGGAAGAGGAGCAAGAAGAAGAUGGGGAUGAAGAUCUCCGUGAUGGCGGGGUCCCCUUCUUCGUGAACCGAGGAGGGCUUCCCAUUGACGUGGCCACCUGGGAGAGGAUGUGGAAACAUGUGGCCAAGAUCCACCCUGAUGGAGAAAAGGUAGCCCUCAAGAUCCGAGGGGUCAAUGACCUACCCAAGAUUCCCAUACCAAGUGUGCCUACGCUCCAGCCGUCCACUGUUAUCCCUGAGCGCCUGGAGGCUAUACAGCGCUACAUCAGGGAGCUUCAGUACAAUCAUACUGGGACACAGUUCUUUGAAAUCAAGAAAAGCAGGCCUUUGACGGGGCUGAUGGAUCUGGCCAAAGAAAUGACGAAAGAGGCCCUGCCAAUCAAGUGUCUGGAAGCUGUGAUCCUGGGAAUUUACCUCACCAACAACAUGUCAACGCUGGAGCGUUUCCCCAUCAGCUUCAAAACCUACUUCUCAGGGAACUACUUCCGCCAUAUUGUGCUGGGAGUGAACUUUGGGGGCCGCUAUGGGGCGCUGGGCAUCAGUCGGCGUGAGGAUCUCAUGUACAAGACACCCACCUUUCGCACACUGAGCGACCUGAUCUUUGAUUACGAGGUGGCAUACCGGCGUUGCUGGCACACCCUCAAGAAGGUGAAACUUGGUCAGUAUGUAUCCCAUGAUCCACACAGUGUGGAGCAGAUUGAGUGGAAGCACUCCAUCUUGGAUCUGGAAAAGCUUGGCCGUGAUGACUUCCGGAAGGAGCUCGAGAGACAUUCCCGUGACAUGAGGCUGAAGAUCACCAAAGGAACAGGGCCACCAUCCCCCACCAAGGACAGAAAGAAGGAUGUGUCCUCCCCACAACGAAGCCAAUCUAGCCCUCAUCGUCGCAACAGCCGGAUAGAGAGGCGGCCUUCUGGAGAAAAGAAAACUACUGAGCCAAAACCCAUGCCAGAUCUUAAUGGUUACCAAAUCAGAGUGUAAAGAGACUUGCACCAUUGGUGGACUCCUGACUGGACAGCACUUGGGCAACGUUCUCCUGCAGUAUGCU